This is a messenger RNA of Zalophus californianus (California sea lion), 1688 nucleotides long. RefSeq names its product eukaryotic translation initiation factor 3 subunit A-like. The transcript is spliced from 2 exons. The record is from RefSeq and is a predicted model, not a curated record. The coding region runs from base 628 to 1464 and encodes 278 amino acids. Lineage: Eukaryota; Metazoa; Chordata; Mammalia; Carnivora; Otariidae.
GCUGGGGCGUCAUCGGGCUGGUUAGGAGCGCCGUCUUCGGCGGGGACACUCAGUCGCGUCGGCACCGCGGAGCGGGCUGCGUCAGGUGGCUGGCCCGGCGCGGCGCUCGCUCCCUCGCUCGCUGGCUCUCCGGCUCGGGGCUGCGGCGCCGGCUGGAGCGAACCCCUGUCCCGGCGCGGGGCGGCGGCGGCGGCGGCGGCGGCGGGCGGCCCGCAGGCAGGCAGGCAGGCACUGCCUUGCGUGUGAGUGCACCUCACUCACAUAGCCAAACCGAGGAGCGCCUGAGGGUAACAGCAAACUCGUGCCAUCGCGCCUCUGCACUUUUCUUUUUUGAGUUGUUUGACAUUUCUCGGUGCUUUUUGGUUUCUCGCUGUUGUUGGGUGCUUUUUGGUUUGUUCUCACCCCUUUUUUCGUUGGCUCAUCCUUUUUGGCGCUAACUCUUAGGCAGCCAGCCCAGCAGCCCGAAGCCCGGGCAGCCGCGCUCCGCGGCCCCGGGGCAGCGCAGCGGGGAUCGCAGCCGACUCCCCCCCGACACGGGGCGCACGGGGUCCGGCCAGGCCGAGGCCGGGGGCAAGCAGGGCGCCCGGGCCAGGCAAGAGCCGGGCACCCCGAAGUGGCCGAGCCACCAUGCUGAAGAUGGCCAUGAAGAUCAAAGCCCGAGCGGCGGAGAGCGAGAAGAAGACGGCGGCGGCUGCGGCCGAGGUGGCUGCCGAAGCUGCGGCGGCGGCUGCAGCGCUGGCCGAGCCGAGAGAGCCGCUCGCGCCACGGAAGAGCGGGGACGCCGAGAAGACCCCGAAGACGGCGCGGGAGGCGCCCCCCGAGAAGUUCCUGACCGAAAAGGAGCGGAGGAAGAUGGAGAAGAAGCUGCUGGAGCAGAGAAGAAAAGAGGAGAAGAAGAAGGAGAAGGAGAGGAAGAAGUUGGAGAAGAUGCAGAAGAAGAAGAAGAAGGCGCCCGAAGCCCGGGAGGAGGCCCGAGGCCCGGAGGCCGCCGCCGCUGCCGCCGCCGCCGCCGACGAGGGCGCCGCGGAGGGCGCCGGCGGGGGCGGCGAGGGCGCCGGCGGCGGGGGCACGAGUAGGGCCUGGGCCGCGUGGGACACGGACUCGGGCGACGAGGACGACGCCUACUACACGGCGCCGCGCGUGGGGGGCGUCGUGUGGCGGCCCGGGCCGCUGAAGGCUGGCGCGCUGAGCGCCCACCUGCCGCUCGUGGUCUUCCUGGUCUUCUCGGUCCGCAGCCCCUCGUGGGUGCUCAACUUCCUGCUGCAGAAGCGCACGGAGCAGGGCCGCGGCUGCGGCUUCGUGUUCGGGGCGACCUGCUGCUUCCGAGUGUUCCUGGGCUGCGCCUUCUUCUCCUACUUGGGCGGCCGCGCCAAGCGCAGAGGCCGCGGGCGCUCCGGGGCCAGCGGUGCCUUCGGCUCGGGCCAUGGCGCCCGGCGCCGGGGGCGCGACGAGCGGCUCAUCUAGUCAGACCCCCGCCCCCCGCCCCCCGCCACCGCCACCACCACCAGACACCACCAUCGCUGUGUAGUGUGGAUUUUUAUUAAGUAUUUGUGUGUGUGUUUGGACACAUUUUCCUUUUCGGUUGCUCUGUCCUUUGGUUCGUGCUCGCCUCGCUUUUUCCACACUCUCCCUGCUCUCUGGCUCUCUCUGUGUCUCUCUCUUCUUUUCGAAAAUUUUCCGAAGUCCGG